This is a messenger RNA of Tilletiaria anomala UBC 951, 3558 nucleotides long. RefSeq lists its product as uncharacterized. NCBI's taxonomy places the organism in Eukaryota, Fungi, Basidiomycota, Exobasidiomycetes, Georgefischeriales, Tilletiariaceae. The record is from RefSeq and is a predicted model, not a curated record. The transcript has 2 exons. Gene Ontology annotation, molecular function: S-adenosylmethionine-dependent methyltransferase activity. Gene Ontology annotation, biological process: methylation. Bases 283 to 3417 code for a protein of 1044 amino acids.
AGCAGACUGCUAGCUGGUCGCUAGCUUGGCGAUGGUGACGGCGAUGCUGGAAGAGCUUGACCGAGCGCGACCUAGCUAGGUGCAUGCAUGCAUGAACACACGUGAAUGCACACUCGAUUUGCUUGCGAGGAGAAUGUGGCGCUGGGGCAAUCUUUCUGGUGUAUGCUCUUUGCUAACUACUAAUCGUCCAAGCAGUGAUUGGAGUGCCUGCGCGAAACCACGAUUUGCAAGCCUUGGGGCAGAGUUGCCUGUGAUAAGGACAACUUCUUGCUGCCAGCUUGCAUGAGAUGGUGCACCGCCUUUCUUGCGAAUGAAACGCGGGCCUGUUCUUCUUCAUUGCUACAUUGUCGCCGUCGCGAGGACAUGAACGAUAUCCUCGUCAACACUGCCGAUGCAGCGCUAGCAGUCAGCUCGAUGCACGACCCAGGCGAGCUACCGGCGGCCCCCGUCGAGAAGCUUGCAAAAGAUAUGUCAUCUCAGCUCUUCUUGCACAAUGCAGCCGUCACCCACUUGCAACAACUGCGGCGUCGCUCGUCUGACUCUGCGAUGGAAGACAAGCGCGCGCCGCUCGAUCUGCAAAAAUGGGCUGCAGAGGCUAGCGCAGCGGGCUCGCCACCCUGGGAGUCGGAACGCAGGACGGCAGAAGAGUUUGGCCGAGCUCCCAGGCUGCGGCGCAUGCGCUCCGUCUCGCCUGGUCCAACGAGCAGGCAGUGGCCGAACACGCGCGAAUUGCGGGUGCGUCCCCGGAGCAUCCAUGGGCAUCAAGCGCUUCCCGCAAGCGACUCUGUUGACACGCUGCACUCGCCUGCGUCGCCAAAGCAGCCGCUGCUCAACGUCUCCCUUCCGCCUUCACCCUAUCCAUCUGCGCCAUCUACGCUAUCGAGGGCAUCUGCGCUAAAGAUCAAAGCCCGCCCGACGAGCCUACGCACGCAGCGCCCGCAGGACAUCGGAGAGCAGCAGCACGUCCGCUUCGAAGCCGCAUCGGCGUCAAAUGGCGGUGGCGCCCGAUCCGAAGACGAUUACCCAGUGACCCCGCGCGCGACGAUCGCCGCGACUGCUGAACUGGAUCGCCCCCCACUACGGCAGAACAUGCACCUUCUGCAGGCAACGACAUGCUCGCUCGAUCGCGGCGGAGGCGAUCAGGGUCUUGGCGCCCUAGGCGCAUCUGCGGAUGUGUCCAAUCUCAUCUUCAACCUCGACGGCCGCCGAGGGGGCGUAGAGUGCAGCACGUCAGCGGCAGUCGAGGAGGAUGUGUUUGGGGGGAUGCCACUUAAGAGCGUGAUGCGAAGGUCACUCCCGCUUCCCAAUGUACCACACAUUUCGCAAGCGUCGUUGCUCGAGAUAGGGCGGGUCGAGGGGAUCACGCCGCCGACUAGCUCCUCAUCCAUGGGUCAGUCGGACGCAUCCCUAGCGCCGCUGCCCGAGCUCAGCACAGUCGUCAGCGCAGGCCUAGAGAUGGGCCUGGGCGUGCACCUUGCGACAUCGGCGCUACAUAACAACCUCCCCGGCGCGUCGGCCGCCGUCAGCAGUCUCGCCGAGCCGCGCUUCGCCCGCCCCGCGACGAUCGACUUCAACGCCAUCUCCCUGGCAGCCAAGCUGACUGAGCGCGAGAUCUGGACCGACGACAAUGGACCACGCUCAUCCGUCCUCGAGGACCCGACCUCGGUCGCGUUCGAGCACGCCGAGACCCAGCUCUCCAGGCGCCGUACUACGGGCAGCGCGCCUGCGUCCACGACCGGCCGGCGGCCAGUCCCCGAAGUGACUCGCGCAGGUCCUGUUACCCAUGAUUUCAGCUCAUCGCCAAAGGUGAAAAAAGUACCCAACGCCAACCUCACCUUCACGCGCUCCGAGCUCGAAGCCCCUUCGUCGGUCAGCACGCCGUCGAUCGACUACUCUGCGUCGACUGGCGAGCGGCACCGAGUGUCGGGCACGAACAGCACGCAGAUCGGCACGCCGUCCCUGCACGACCGGGCCAUGCUAUCGCCUGCCACGAGCCACCACAUGAGCUCUGCAGGUGAUUUCCUCAGCCAUGAGCACAGCAGCAAGGCCCGCGGCGGCCACUUGAUCCGUAGCGAACGGCGCGAGAGCAGGCCCAUGGCUCACCACCCCGUGCCGCCGCACCACCAGCACGGUGGCCUGAUCGGCGUCGGCGGCGGCGGACACUUUGGGCCCGGCGUCCGCGCUAAGGUCCUUGAGGUGCUCGAUCAGCUCAUUGCUGGCGUUCCGCUCGACGGCGACGACGGCAAGACAGUCACGAUCGCCGAGUACGGCAGCCUGCAAGGCCGCUCGCUGCCGCUUAUGCAGCCGAUCAUCUCGCGCUUCUCUGCCAAGGCGCAUGCGGGCCGCUGCACCAGAUCGCCAGCGGUUCCGGACGGCUUCUUUGGCCCAGACGACAUGCACACGCACACCGUCAUGGGCGCCGGGCGGCAUAUGGACUGCGCAGCGUCGCGCGUCAACUUUUCGCUCAUCCACGAAGAUAUUCCGCAGGCCGACUUUCGGCCGCUCAUGCAGCAGCUUGACAACACUUCUGAGUCGUAUCUCAACCCGAUUUGGCAGUCGCACUCGCAGCCGUCACUGCAGAAUAUGAUCUUUUCGUCGUUUGUCGCCAGGCCGUUCGCCUCGCGCAUCGCACCGCCGAACAGUAUCUACAUGGGCCUGAGCCUAAUGGACCUGCAUUGGUCACACACGCCCCCUAACCCCGCCGUUUCCAUGUCCACGACCGCAGACGCAGAGCUCACCGCAUUCCUCUCCGCCCGUGCCCACGAGUUCAAGCAGGGCGGCGCGCUGAUUCUGGCAUACAUUGCGCGCUCUGAUGAUGACGCGCGCCUGCGCACUGCGCAGUCACUCAGAAGCCUCUCAGCCGCCGCAGUCAGCGAGGCGCCACUGCCCAGCAAGCGGCGCAGCGACCUCUGGACGAUGCUGACCAACAUGCUUGCACCAUGCAUCCAGCGCCUCGUCUCGUGCGGUAUGCUCAAGUCAGAUGUCGCCCGCCACAUGCUCAGCCUGCCGCUCCAUCCGCGCACGGCCAAGCAGACCAUCGCGGUGCUCAAGUCGGUGCAACAUCAAUGGGACGUCGAGUGGAGCUGCGGCUUGGGCCAGCACGGUUCGCGGGCGGUCAACGCUCGCCUCAGCGAGCCCGACCCGGUCCGCAUCGCUCAUCCAGCCUGGAAAGCGCUCGAAGCCGGCACGUUGUCGCACGUCGCAUUUGCCGAGCACAUGAUCCAGCUGUUCAAGAACCUGUACGAGUCGCACUUUCGUGCGCUCCUGCGCGAAAAGGGCAAGCUCAGCAAAGGCGCCGUUGAAUUUGUGCUCGACUCGCUCUGGGACGUCCUCCACUCGCGCAUCGGCGACGAAAAUUCUAACCUCGUCGACGGCGUCGAGCUCGAAGUCUGUAUCUGCGCGCUGAGGAGGCUGUAGGGCCAGCUACAGAAAGGCGGGGGGAUCUGAUAAAGGGACCAAAUACAGUAUGGAACGACUGCCUUGCACGGCGAGGCUACCGCUCGACGGGCGCUUGUCUCCCCCGUCGACGAAACAUAUCUUGCGCUACCUUUUUUGUUG